This is a messenger RNA of Danio rerio (zebrafish), 2931 nucleotides long. It is a transcript of the gene ephb4b, whose product is annotated as eph receptor B4b. Gene Ontology annotation, molecular function: ATP binding; protein tyrosine kinase activity; ephrin receptor activity. Gene Ontology annotation, biological process: epithelium development; cell surface receptor protein tyrosine kinase signaling pathway; anatomical structure formation involved in morphogenesis. Gene Ontology annotation, cellular component: plasma membrane. NCBI's taxonomy places the organism in Eukaryota, Metazoa, Chordata, Actinopteri, Cypriniformes, Danionidae. The record is from RefSeq and is marked provisional.
AUGGAUCGUGUUUGCUGGAUUAUGGCUCUUUCCUGGUUCUGGAUGGUGUCGACUGGACUCGUCUCGGCUGAGGAAGAGGUCCUGAUGAACACCAAGCUGGAAACAUCAGACCUGAGAUGGACCAUCUACCCCAGCGGUGACCCCGAGUGGGAGGAGAUGAGCGGUCUGGAUGAAGAGGGCAACAGCGUCCGCACCUUCCAGGUUUGCCCGAUGGACAGUUCUGUGAGCCACUGGCUGCGCACACGCUUUAUCCCCCGCCACGGCGCGUCUCAGGUGUACGUGGAGAUCCGCUUCACCAUGAUGGAAUGUUCCGCCAUGCCGGCCAGCUUCCGCACCUGCAAGGAGACCUUUAACCUUUACUACUAUCAGAGCGACGAGGACACGGCCAGCGCCACACACCCCGCCUGGAUGGAGAACCCCUACAGCAAGGUGGACACAGUUGCUGCUGACUUCCUGUUGCGUCGCGGCGGAGAGAGGAAGUCCAAUGUGAAGACGGUGCGUGUGGGUCCGCUGUCGAAGAAAGGCUUCUACCUGGCGUUUCAGACUCAGGGCGCGUGCAUGGCUCUGCUGUCCGUCAGGGUUUUCUUCAAGAAGUGUCCUGCCGUCUCCCGCGCCUUCUCCUCCUUCCCGGAGACGCUCCCUCACUCGCUGGUGCAGCAGGCGGAGGGUGUGUGCGUGGAUAACUCCGCCCCCACUGGACAGAGCACAGCUCCACCCACUAUGUUCUGCGGGGAGGACGGUCAGUGGGUGGGGCCUCCGUCGUCUACAUGUGCUUGUAAACCAGGAUACGAACCUGUCGACUCCGACCGCUGCAGGGCGUGUGGAUUGGGCCAGUAUAAAGCAUCUGUCGGAGGGAGCUUGUGUCGUGUGUGUCCAGACAACAGUAACACACACUUCGCUGGAUCCAGUCUGUGUGUGUGUCGUCCAGGAUACCACCGAGCCACCAGUGACCUUCCGGACUCAGCCUGCACCAAACCGCCAUCGGCUCCGCGCAGCAUCAUCUAUCAGAUCAAUGAUACGGUGGUCACCCUGGAGUGGUCGGAGCCGCUAGAUCGCGGUGGACGUUCUGAUCUCUCCUACAGCGUGGAGUGUAUGCACUGCAGAGGCUCCCUAUGCGUCCAGUGUGCAGACAGCAUCACCUAUAGGCCGGGUCAGAUGGGCGUGCCCGGGAGGCGUGUCAUCAUCCGUGGACUCCUCCCACACACCACCUACACCUUCACUGUGCUGGCCCAGAACGGCGUCAGCGCUGUCAGUCACACAAGCCCCGCCUCCAGCUCCGUCAACAUCACUACCAGCAGAGAUGUGGCUGUCCCUGUGUCUGGUAUCAGGAGGAUUAAAGCAUCUGAGAGCAGCGUGUCCAUCAGCUGGACGGUUCCUCCACAAACGCAGCACAGCAUUCAGGAUUAUCAGCUGCGCUACAGUCUGAAGGGUCAGGAUGAUGGAUGGCAGUACGUCAGCAGCAGGAGCAGCUCAGUGGUUCUGAAUGAUCUGAGUCGAGCGUCGCAGUAUCAGGUGCAGGUCAGAGCCAGAACCGCUGCGGGAUACGGACACUUCAGCAGCGCCGUCAGCAUCAGCACGCUACCUGAUGAUGAAGAGUCUCCGUCGCGGCUGAUGCUCACUGGUGUCCUGGUUGCUAUAGGACUGCUCAUCCUCAUCGCCGUGGUGAUUGUUGCCGUGUUCUGCUUCAGACGCUCGACUCGGAGGAGGGAUCCAGACCCGGAUAAGAGCGGCCAGUUCCUGAUGGGUCAGGGGAUUAAAGUGUACAUUGAUCCGUUCACGUACGAGGAUCCGAAUGAGGCUGUGCGGGAAUUCGCUAAAGAGAUCGACGUGUCGUUUGUGAAGAUCGAGGAGGUCAUCGGUGCUGGUGAGUUUGGUGAGGUGUGUCGCGGCCGGCUCAAGGUUCCCGGGAAGAAAGAGAACUACGUGGCCAUCAAGACGCUGAAGGGCGGAUACACGGACAAGCAGAGGCGUGACUUCCUGUCUGAGGCGUCAAUCAUGGGUCAGUUCCAGCACCCCAACAUCAUUCAUCUGGAGGGAGUGAUCACAGCUUCCUGUCCCGUCAUGAUUCUGACCGAGUACAUGGAGAACGGAGCACUCGACUCCUUCCUGCGGCUGAAUGAUGGUCAGUUCACUCCUAUCCAGCUGGUGGGGAUGCUGCGUGGAAUCGCGUCUGGAAUGAAGUAUCUGUCUGAGAUGAGCUUCGUUCAUCGUGAUCUGGCGGCGAGGAACAUCCUGGUCAACAGUAACCUGGUGUGCAAAGUGUCCGACUUCGGCCUGUCCCGAUUCCUGACGGAGAACUCGUCUGAUCCCACCUACACCAGCUCACUGGGCGGGAAGAUCCCGAUCCGCUGGACGGCUCCUGAAGCCAUCGCCUUCCGCAAGUUCACCUCAGCGUCAGACGUCUGGAGCUACGGCAUCGUCAUGUGGGAGGUGAUGUCAUUCGGAGAGAGGCCGUACUGGGACAUGAGCAACCAGGACGUGAUAAACGCCAUCGAGCAGGACUACCGCCUGCCGCCUCCCCCAGAAUGCCCUGCGUCUCUCCAUCAGCUGAUGCUGGACUGCUGGCAGAAGGAGAGAUCGUCCCGGCCGCGCUUCUGCGCCAUCGUCUCUGCCCUCGACAGACUGAUCCGCAACCCUGCCUCACUCAAGAUCACCGGACGCAUCCCUGAUGGGCCGUCUCACCCUCUCCUGGACCAGCGUGCUCCUCCUCCGCUCUCUCACUGCAGCUCAGUUGCUGAUUGGCUGAGAGCCAUAAAGAUGGAGCGAUACGAGGACGCGUUCAUGCAGGCCGGAUUCACAGCCAUCCAACACAUCACACACAUCUCCACUGAGGAUCUUCUGCGGAUCGGCGUGACUUUAGCGGGACACCAGAAGAAGAUUCUGUCCAGCGUCCAAACACUGCGCAUCCACGGCGGAUCCCUGCGAUACUGA